Molecule: messenger RNA, 708 nt
Organism: Daldinia childiae
Lineage: Eukaryota; Fungi; Ascomycota; Sordariomycetes; Xylariales; Hypoxylaceae
Exons: 1
Coding region: 1-708 (235 amino acids)
Source: RefSeq, a predicted model, not a curated record
AUGACGGAACCCCCAUCAGAACAACCGCCGAUGGCGGACACUUACGACGACCAAGAUCACGAGCCGCAUCCGUUUGCGCCAAUAUUCACCCUCGUGAAUAAUGCAUCAACGCGUACAACCCAUCAUCCACAUGUGCGCUACAUCUUCAGCGACGAUGACCCAGACAUCCUAACACAUGCAUUAGCCGAACUUGACAUCGGUGUCGACGGAACCACCUCCGACCCAGCCUCGUCCAAUAGGGCUAUGGUACUAGACCUAGCACCCGACCCUACAGGAGGAUAUAGCGUUGCUUGGACUUCAAGUUUGUCGCCAUCCUGGGCAGUGCUAGAUGCGCAACUCAGCCAAAUAGCACCACCUUCGUCCGACGGGGGAAGCAAUAACGGCAACGGAGGUGGAGAUGGUAGCAGCCGACCCGAUCGCCUUAUGUUAAAAAUUGAAGGCAUAGAAAGCAAUAGUCUAGGCUCGGAGGGUGGACUAUCUGGAGAGGCAAGCAGAUACGGUUCAGGUAGCGGAAGUGGUGGUGGAAGUGGACAGCAUGAUCGUGAUCGAGGGGAGAUCGAAGACUAUACCAACUUAGUGGACAAAUUUGACAGGCAGAUGGCCACACUUCGGAAAAUCGUUGAUGCUAGCGAGGAGAGACAACAGAAGACAACCGCAGAUAUCUAUGCGACAGUAGAACCUACACAAGAAGUGGCGGGUGGAAUCUAA